Molecule: messenger RNA, 1536 nt
Organism: Scomber japonicus (chub mackerel)
Lineage: Eukaryota; Metazoa; Chordata; Actinopteri; Scombriformes; Scombridae
Gene: sack1fb
Product: family with sequence similarity 83 member Fb
Exons: 5
Coding region: 1-1536 (511 amino acids)
Source: RefSeq, a predicted model, not a curated record
AUGGCCGAAUCCCAGCUGGUGUGCAUGGAGGACGGCCGCAUUGGUGCCAAAGUCCCGGAGACCAAACCGGAGUUUUACUACAGCGAGGAGCAGCGCGCCGCGAUCGAGGAGCUUCUCCGAAACGGUGACGGUGCUUUUAAAACCAGACUGAAAGAUGACAACAUGAAAGACUUUUUAUCUGCCCGAGAAAUCAAACUUUUGAUGAAUACAUUCAAGCGGUAUGACUCCGGUAAUGACAGCAGCAGCAGCAGCACCUCCAAGCCGGAGCCAGGAGCCUCCAACACCGAGGCAGACUCAGGGGUCCAUUCCACCUACUGGCCCCAGAUGUCAGACACCGAGGUGCCUCCGUUGGACAUCGGCUGGUCCAGUGGGGGGCUUUUCAAAGGGGUGACCCGGGUGGCCGUCCACACGCACCCACCCAAAGACAACGGACCUCAUAUUAAGGAGGUGGUGAGACGGCUCAUCCAGGACGCUAAUAAGGUGAUCGCCAUAGUGAUGGACAUGCUCACAGACAUCCAGAUCUUGCAGGACCUCAUGGAUGCGGCCUGGCGUCGUUCUGUGCCCGUUUACAUCUUGUUGGAUUACCAAGGUGUGCCGCACUUCCUGGAUAUGUGUUCCAGGCUGCAGAUUGGUGGUCAGCACCUUCGGAACAUCCGAGCCAGAACGCUUCAGGGAACCGGCUUUGGCUUGUCAUUCGGCAGACUGUCUGGUUCUCUCUGUAAUAAGUACAUGCUGGUAGACGGGGAUAAAGUCAUGUUUGGCUCCUACAGCUUCGCCUGGUGUACAUCUCGUAUGGACCGAAAUAUGAUCACUGUAAUGACAGGACAGGUGGUUGACUUCUUCGACCGGGACUUCCGUGAACUUUAUGCCAUCUCUGAGAAUAUGGACCUCUACAAGGAAUUCCACGUCAGCCCACCCGCCAACGUGACCGCCACAAUUCGUGCCAAAUCGGGGUCCAAACGUCCCCCUUUACCAGCCACCACGUCCCGCUUCCAGGUUAGCUUAGGAGACUCACGGAAAGCUGACAUCCAAGUGCCUGCUCACAAAUACUACAACCCCAAAUACUCCCUGGUGUUUGGGGAUGCCGCACGUCCAACGGGAUCUCUGCAACAGCCAGGACCUAAGAGGGGAUCGGUUCUAGCGGAGGUGCCAGAGGACAUGGAGCCAGGAAGGCCACGAGUGACCAGUAGUGAGAAGAUGGACCGGCUCAAUACACUACCCUCAGAACCCCCAAGCGAAAUCUUCAAGAAGCCCAAUGGAUUAACGCAGGACAAGAAGCAGGGGCAGUCUCAGAAGAAGAAAUUCUUCAGGGGAAAAUCGUCCUCUAAGGUUUCAGUUAAUAGCCCGGCAGGUGGUACGAGCCCCUCACCCACAGAAUCCAAUCUGACAGAUGAGACCGAGGACAACUUUGAAGUGAUUAUUAAGUCUCCAGGCAAACGGAAUAAGAAGAAGACACCUAAAAUGACCCAGAGGACAGACUCUGUCAACACUGUCAAAAGUGCACAGGACAAUGAGAAGAGGAACUGCAGGAGCUAA